AUGACCGCCCCAGACAUCACCAACGCCAAUGGCUCCGCUGACACGUCGCCACUCCCAGUCAUCCGCCAGCUUGUGACCACGCACGAUCAGGCCACCGGCAAGGCCGUUCUCGCCUCGGGGCGUGACGCUGUGUGGCGCAACCACCGCGAUGGCGAGGCAUUCAUGACCGAGCCCUUUAGCACCGCCCAGUUCCCGGCCGAUCUCAACGACGACGCCGAUAUACGCUCGCACGAGGCGUUUGUGGCCGGAGGCAAAAGCAGAACGACAAGUCUCGUCCGCGAGGGCGGGACCGUGUGCCGCGUGGUCGAUCUCUGCCCGGGCAACGUGCCGGCAAUGCACCGCACGCGGAGCCUCGACUAUGGCGUCGUGCUCGAGGGUACGGUCGAGCUGAUCCUCGACUCGGGCGAGGUGCACACGAUGCGGCGCGGCGACGUCGCCGUGCAGCGCGCUACCAUGCACGCGUGGCGCAACGCCAGCGACACGGAGUGGGCGCGUAUGCUGUUUGUGUUGCAGGACUGCCUGCCGGUCCAGAUCGGGGGCGCUGAGCUUAUCGAUGAUGUUAACUCGGUGGCGAUGCCGAGCAGGUAG
Sporothrix brasiliensis 5110 is the source of this 588-nucleotide messenger RNA. RefSeq names its product cupin domain protein. Lineage: Eukaryota; Fungi; Ascomycota; Sordariomycetes; Ophiostomatales; Ophiostomataceae. The transcript has a single exon. The record is from RefSeq and is a predicted model, not a curated record. Bases 1 to 588 code for a protein of 195 amino acids.